Molecule: messenger RNA, 189 nt
Organism: Nannizzia gypsea CBS 118893
Lineage: Eukaryota; Fungi; Ascomycota; Eurotiomycetes; Onygenales; Arthrodermataceae
Exons: 3
Coding region: 1-189 (62 amino acids)
Source: RefSeq, a predicted model, not a curated record
AUGUGCGAUUACGUUGAAGUCAAUUACGAGUGUAGCCAUAUCCGGCUUCUAGUCAGAGCAUGGUGCGUUGUGUAUCAGAAAACACAGAAACGAUGUCCUCCAAAUAUUGUUGCAAGCGAAAGUCGACCUGGGGAUAAGUGCGCAACCCGUCUAUACGGCCAAUAUCCUAUCCUUUAUGUCUUCAAUUGA